UCUAGGAGAGGGGCGUUGGAUAUUCUCAGAUUACCGACGGCUCGUGUGAGGCGCGCGCAUAACGCAAGACUCACUCGAUCGACCGCCACAGAAGACGCUGCUGAUGCCUUUGGCGACGCCCCGUGCGACACGAGACUGAAGGCAGAUUCACCAGGCAAGACACAAGAGGCCGACAGCGCGACCGUUUACUGUACGAGCGAAUGACGCCGAGGGCCACACCGCCGGCAGCGGCGGCGAGGGCGGGGGCGGGGGCGGUAACAGCAGCAGCAGCAGCCGCCGCUGAUCUGACAGAUGGAGGGAGAUGGACGAAGAGAAGGGGGAGGAGGGGGAAAAGAGGGCAAGCAGCAAGGGUAACAACGGCUGUUUCGACGAUUCUCGUUGCUUCGUAUCUCGUCGUCAAUGGAGCCGUACUCACACAUGGCGCAGCCCUCUCAUCGCGGUUCACCGACGACUGCGCCCAGGCACAGGCGCAGAGAUGUACUGGGGAAGGUACAUCGAUGGACAAUUGGGAGGAAAAGUGGCAAGGCGCGUCUGUUGUCUUGGGAGGAGGAGCUGGAGAGGUGCAGAAGGCGCUCGCAGAUGUCGACGAUCGGUUACCGACCUAUCCUCUACAGACGACAACGCGAGCAGCGGUCAGUCCGAUGGCUACGCCGGACAGUGGGCCGUUCCAACGACGAUCCACACCAUCAACGGCGCCGCAAGAGCGAGCGACAUUGUCACGGAGAGCCUAUCAAGUCUACACCUCGGGAAAGGCACUGGCGGUUCCGUCGAGCUAUGUGUCUAGCAUCGCCUCGUCGUGGGAUCCUGGCUCGCGCAGUAUCUGGUUCCAGCGCAAGGCCGUCAUCAUCACGUCAAUCUUUCUUGCCAUCUUCAUCGUUCUUGCCAUCGGCGCAGCCGUAUUCUUGAGAGAUCGAAGGGAGGACGAUGAGCUGCUGGAGGAGGAGCUCGAUGUGAGCGACGAGGCGGCACUGCAGCGCAUGCGAGAAGAAAGGAGGAUGCGAACAGCGAAUAAAGACAAUGAUGGUGGAUCGAGUGAGAAGAAGAGGAGAAAGAAGAGGAGGAAACAAGAAGGGACACAAGACGGUCAGGAGGAAAAGUCUGCGGCAGGAGGAGGUGCAAGAUCGAGCGCUUUGAACGCCAAAGUUGCUUCGAGGUGGGCAAGAAUACCGUUGAGGAGGAAGAAGAAGAAGUCAAGAAGCAGCGACGAGACCGAGCCAGAGGUGGGCCUGGGCAUGCCACGGAGAAGCACAGAGACGAUCGAGGUACACAACGGAGUCGAGGCAAGCGGCUCCUCCGGCUCCUCCCAUCACCGAUCUGGCAACGAGGGCGAGACCUCAUCGUCGUCGAACCAUCACGACGAGCCGAGGUCAUCCGGAGGCGCCGGUAUGGGAGAUAAUGCAGAGUUGUCGGCAACCAUCGAAGAGGCAGAGCGUGCAGCGCAGCAUCGGGGAUCCACCACUGCCACGCAUGCAGUGGAUGGCGAAGCAUUCCCUCCAGCUUACAUCCCACGAUCUGGCAACGGAACAAAUGCUUCACCGCCGCCAAUGCAUCCGCUGGUGCAGAGGCCGCUCGCUGGAUCGGCGCGUGACGCGAUGCAGUCUCACGACGAUGAGAAGUCUCGUGCAGCAAUACGAGACGGGGUGUCCCUUGACGCUCCUCCCAGCAGGGCAGAAGAUGACGAUGUCUACACGCAACCGUCUAUCGCCGCAAGCAGGUCAUCCUUUCAGCCUCUUGUGCAGCCCAACUCGCCUACGGCCGCCAAUGAGAACAGGGACCGGUACGCUGCUCAUCUUGCCACGGACGACAAACAGCUCCUCGGCCAGAUUCAAAGUGCAGCAUCCAUGCCGUCCGCCUCGGCACCGAUCUAUUCGUCGUCUUCUGCCAAUCUCGGUCCAAGCAUGCCGGGGCCUAGCGCAGAAGAAGCAGACGAGGACAAUGCUGCAGGACCUGCCUCUUCCAUUGGGCCGUCGGCGCCUGACAUGCUCGACCAAGAAGGCUUUGAGAGGCUGGAUGGCGAAUUGGAUCGAGACGCUACAUCCUUGUCGCCACCGCGCGAUGCUGACCUGGCCGGUGAGCCAGUGCGCGAUGUCAAGGGCAAAGCCGCGGUGCAUUCCCAGGCCGAUCAAGGGACUUCUGCUGCAUCGUCCGCAUACAUGCUCCCUGCGCCGCCCACGCUGCAUCAACCGACGUUCUCACGCUUCGACAUGCCCUACGCGACCGAGUGGCAGAGGCCCUCGGCGCCCAGACCAUCGUCUCCUCUCGCGCCACAGGCUUCUUCGCCAUCGUCGACUGCAGAAGCGCAGCCGCCUUCUGCUCCUGUUGCCUCGGCACCUGCCCCGGAAGAAGAGGAGCGACGAGAAGGUCAGCAAUCGGAAAAGGCGCAAGAGGCCCUCGAAGAGCAACGGCGCGCGACGCUGGCAGUCGUCGGUAGUCGGCCCGGUCAGCGUGAUGACUUUGUCGAAGACGAAGAGCAGACCAUGGCCGACCACCUUCCUCGAUACGAACCCCAGCGUCACGUUGCGUCCGGAGCCGCUCCUAGUGCGCCGUCGCUCCCGGCCCCUUCUGCACCACCAGCACCCCCCGAAGAAGAAGAAUAAUCACUAGCGUUACCCAUAUUCUCUUGUAUCUUGUACCACUGCUCUACCUUACCCCAGCUUCCACCAUCGUUGAUCUUUGCUUCACGUCAUGGACACUACC
Messenger RNA from Acaromyces ingoldii, 2697 nucleotides. RefSeq lists its product as hypothetical. The record is from RefSeq and is a predicted model, not a curated record. The transcript has a single exon. NCBI's taxonomy places the organism in Eukaryota, Fungi, Basidiomycota, Exobasidiomycetes, Exobasidiales, Cryptobasidiaceae. The coding region runs from base 201 to 2597 and encodes 798 amino acids.